AUGAGAUUAAAAGCAGCACUUCAUGCAGCAUGUGGUAAAAUUUGUGAACAAUUACAAACACAAUCAAAUGUUACUGUAGACAAACAAGUCGUAGCUGCUAUUGGUGAUGUCACAUUUCAACAAAUCGAAACAUUUUGUCAAGAUCUUGAUGCAUUUUCAAAACAUGGUAAACGAAUGACAAUUAAUGUAGAUGAUGUACGUCUUCUUUGCCGUCGUAAUCCUGGUCUUCUCGAUAAGCUUGAUGAUUUUCAACGUUCAUUAAAACCAAUGAAAGCAACAAGUCGAUCGACAAGUAGUCGAAGUAAUAUAUCGUCUCGAUAUGAUGAUCAUAAUGUUGAUAUAACUGUCGUUGAAUCAUCAUCAGAUAUGGAUGACAUAAAUUGA
Rotaria sp. Silwood2 is the source of this 384-nucleotide messenger RNA. NCBI's taxonomy places the organism in Eukaryota, Metazoa, Rotifera, Eurotatoria, Philodinida, Philodinidae. The record is from the annotation of a GenBank genome assembly.